Chaetomium globosum CBS 148.51 is the source of this 3357-nucleotide messenger RNA. RefSeq lists its product as uncharacterized. Gene Ontology annotation, cellular component: endoplasmic reticulum membrane. The record is from RefSeq and is a predicted model, not a curated record. The transcript has 10 exons. Gene Ontology annotation, molecular function: Delta24(24-1) sterol reductase activity; protein binding. Bases 1 to 3357 code for a protein of 1118 amino acids. Gene Ontology annotation, biological process: ergosterol biosynthetic process. Lineage: Eukaryota; Fungi; Ascomycota; Sordariomycetes; Sordariales; Chaetomiaceae.
AUGUCUGCUAGAUACUCUCUCAGGCAGACGCCGAGGAAAAAGGAGCUCUUUGAUGGCAUGGUCGAGACUCCAGCCCGCCGCAACACCCGCCGAAAGACCCCGUUGGCCACGACUGAAGACGAAGCCGAGUCCACACCGCCUCCCGAAGUCAUGGAGAGCAAGCCGUUGCGCAGGCGCACUGCGCCCAAGUUCACCGAGCACAUCGACGAACUGACACCGCCUGAGACGCCCAUUGACAGCGACAGCGCCGAAACGUCGUUCUCCAAGGCCAAUGACAAGGAGGCCAAUGGCGCGGCGGUCGAGCCGAAGAAAAGGAUCUCGGACGCGGAUUUCUCGGGCGAGUACGAAUUCGGCGGUCCUUGGUUCGUCUCGCUCAUGAUGGUCGGCUUUCCCAUCCUCAUGUGGUACAUGUGGAUCGGCGCGACCUACUAUGACGGUGGCUUCCCCGUCCGCACCACCGGCCAGAGCUGGGGCGACUUCGCCAGCCACCUCGUCAACCUCGUCUACACGGGUGCCUUCCCGCACACCAAGGCAUGGAUGAUAUACUGGAUCUUCUUCAUCGUCGAGGGCGCCUUUUACUGCUUGAUGCCGGGCAUCUGGGCCUACGGCAAGCCGUUGGAGCACAUGGGCGGCAAGCAGCUCAAGUACUACUGCUCCGCUUACACGUCGUGGUAUGCCACGCUCACCAUCGUCGGUGGCCUCCACUUCUCGGGCGUGUUCCCGCUGUACACCAUCAUCGACGAGUUCGGCCCCCUGCUGUCCGUCUCGAUCCUGUCGGGCUGGCUGGUGGCCAUCGUUGCGUACGUGUCGGCUCUCGCGCGCGGCGCCCAACACCGCAUGUCGGGCAACAACGUCUACGACUUCUUCAUGGGCGCCGAGCUGAACCCGCGCAUGUUCGGCAUCCUCGACUUCAAGAUGUUCUUCGAGGUGCGCAUGCCGUGGUCGGCUUCCCUGAUGCUCGCGCACUUCCUCUACGGCAACGCCCACGGCCAAAGAGCGAGAGAGCUCAUCGUCACUACCUGGGACAUGUACUACGAGAAAUGGGGCUUCAUGCUCAUCUUCUGGAACCUGUCGGGCGUGCCGCUGUCGAACCGUUGGGCGCUCGCCGCGCUGUAUGUCAGCUACGUGUUCGUCUACUGGAUCUGGGACAGCGCCAACAGCCAGAAGAACCGCUUCCGCUCCAUGGAGCGCGGCACCCUCGUCAAGCGCAACACCUUCCCCCAGGUGCCCUGGCAGACCCUCUACAACCCCAAGACCAUUGAGACCGGCCUUGGCGACAAGAUCCUCGCCGACGGCUGGUACGGCAUGGCCCGCAAGGUCCACUACACGUGCGAUGUCUACUUUGCCACCACCUGGGGCCUGAUCACCGGCUUCAACAGCCCUUUCCCCUGGUUCUACCCCGUGUUCUUCACCGUCAUGAUCGCCCACCGCGCGUGGCGCGACAUUGCUCGCUGCAGGGAGAAGUAUGGCGCGGCGUGGACCCAGUAUGAGAAGCAGGUGCCGUACCUGUUUAUUCCGUUGGUACCCCUAAACGAGCUCCCUAACACCCCCCGUGCUCAAGAACAGCGAUGUACGACAGUCCCUAGGGACAAGGACGUCAUCACCAGUGCUGUCCGGCUGCUACCCCUGAGCCCUCGAAUCAGAACUCAAAGACGAGGCAACAGACACGUCCAACAAGCGAGCUCCGAACCGCCGCCGGGACCGAGAAGCCCUCGGACCGGGCGCGGCUUGCUUGUGGUUGUUGAGGCCGAGGUCGUUUGGAAGAGUUUUUCUGUGCGGAGCUUUUUGGUGUUUUGGCAGGGAGACAGGGGGACAGGGUUAUUUUUGAUGUGGGGCCGGCAUCGGUUGCUUGGUGGGAUGGGCGUCAUCAGUGCUCAGUCCCUUUCCCCUAGUAUCCAGGGUCUGUCGGACACCCUCUCCCACGAAAUCGAUGGGUUCAACGCGUUCUCUGCACGUCAGACCGCUGUCAUCCAUUUACGCAUCGCCGACCUCGAGGAUCGUUAUGGCGUGUCGAUCACCACUUCUGAGCCACCCGCAUCGGAGCUUUGUCAAGUCGUGGUGCCCGAGCUGGAGGAUUUACAAGCUUCGCUCGGUGACAUCCAAACGGCCAUCCUACAGCUGGACUGGUACAACAGGGUCAAUCAGGAAGCUAUACAGAGGCUUAAAUACAAACAGGAACUCGUCGCUGGGAGACCGCCGCUGCACAGCAGAUCAUCAACGGUCGACGCCGCUAGAUUGUGGGGCUCGGAACCGCUCGCUAGCCUGAACCAGUUCCGGGUCACCGUCCGUACCGCCUUGACCGCAGGCGGACCCGCACGGCACACCUCGUUACUCUCCCGGCGAUGGCUCCACAAGCGGGGACUGGGCAUCCCCGAUGCCGCACGCCGGGCUGUAGCCACCGACGACUCCGCGGCACUGGACCAUCUUCUGCACCAAGUAUGUUCUGAGAAAGAUCGAACCUUGUUGGCACGAGCCCUACUCCAACUUGCCGCGGUUUACAGUGCGCCCAGAUGUUGCGCCUUGCUCACGCCCCUAUCCGCCGGCCGUCUUGCUCAUGUCAAAGAGGAUGCCGACUUUCUACAUCACGUCAUCAUUCAGAUGGGCCGGCAACGAGACGCCGAUUCGUCUCAGGGACUCGACCAAAUACUGCGCGUCCUUCCUGAGAGCGAACGGUGGGUACUCCUUCAUGCGGAUGCACUCGGUCGUCUUGGUCUGCAUUACGCAGCGGUUUACGGCUUGGCCGGCGUGUGCCGUCAUAUUUUAUCGUGUAUGGCUGAGUGGGGAUGGUCAACUCGGCGUCGACACCAGGCCAUCUUUACUUGCGAUGCCGCUGGUGAAACACCUCUCGAUUUGGCGGUCGACAGGGGCCAUGCUGCCGUCGUGCGAGCAUUGCUAGAGGCGUUGGGAGGAGAUGUAGUCGAGAAUGAACAUGAGGAGGAGGCGAUGCCGCAGCAUCUCAGUAGCGGUAGGAUGCCGUUGGGCCGGCUUCUUCUCACAGCCAUUCAAGCCGGGUUCGAGGACGUGUUUUCGGCCCUUCUGUCAGCCGGUCUUGGGCUCCAGGACUUCCGAAACGGCAACGGGGAGACGGCCAUGUAUGUUGCGGCACGGCAUGGUCGGGUGGGAAUGGUACGAGCCCUCUUACUCGCCGCUGUUGACCCCAAUUUGGCCGAGACGGUGCGUGGAUGGACUCCCCUUAUGAUUGCCGCCAUUCAGGGGCACCAGGAAGCGCUCGAGCUCCUCGUGAAUGCCGCCGUAGACCAGGACGCGCGCGAUCAUGAUCGAGGGUGGACAGCUCUCGACCACGCCGCGUAUAAGGGGUAUCCAGCCAUGAUGAAGAUGCUUCGACGGCAGCCCUAG